AUGGUUAAAGUAACAGUUUGUGGAGCUGCUGGUGGUAUUGGUCAACCAUUAUCAUUAUUAUUAAAAUUAAACAGUAAAGUAAGUGAAUUAUCAUUAUUCGAUGUUGUUAAUGUUCCUGGGGUUGGAGCUGAUUUAAGUCAUAUUUGUUCAGAUUCAAAAACUCAAUCAUUUUUACCAUCAUCAAGAGAAGAUAAAACUGCAUUAGCUGAAUCAUUAAAAGGUUCUAAUUUAGUUGUCAUCCCAGCAGGUGUUCCAAGAAAACCUGGUAUGACAAGAGAUGACUUAUUCAAUAUUAAUGCUGGAAUCAUUAAAGGAUUAGCUGAAGGAAUUGCUGAAAAUUGUCCUGAUGCUUUCGUAUUAGUUAUUUCAAAUCCUGUUAAUUCAACAGUUCCAAUUGUUGCUGAAACUUUAAAGAAAAACAAUGUUUAUAAUCCUAAGAAAUUAUUUGGGGUUACUACUUUAGAUAUUGUUAGAGCUAAUACUUUCAUCAGUCAAUUAUUCCCAAGUGACACUAAACCAACUGAUUUCAAUAUCAAUGUUAUUGGUGGUCAUUCAGGUGAAACCAUUGUUCCAUUAUAUUCAUUAGGUAAUUCUGGUGAUUAUUAUAGUAAAUUAUCAUCUGAAGAAAAAUCAAAAUUAAUUAAUAGAGUUCAAUUUGGUGGUGAUGAAGUUGUUCAAGCUAAAAAUGGUGCAGGUUCAGCUACAUUAUCAAUGGCUUAUGCUGGAUAUAAAUUAGCUGAAUCUAUUUUAAAAGCUUUUGAUGAACCUGGUGUUAUAGAAUGUACUUAUUUAAACUUAGAUUCUUCAAUCAAAGGUGCUGCUGAAGCCAAAAAAUUAGUUGGUGAUUUAGAAUUCUUUUCAUUACCUGUUGAAUUAUCAAAAGAAGGUAUUAAAGAAGUUAAAUAUGAACUUUUAACUAAAAUUAAUGAAGAUGAAAAGAAAUUAUUAUCUGUUGCCAUUGAUCAAUUAUCUAAGAAUAUUGAAAAAGGGGUUAAGUUUGUUAAUAAUUAG
This is a messenger RNA of Yamadazyma jaroonii, 1011 nucleotides long. The record is from the annotation of a GenBank genome assembly. Lineage: Eukaryota; Fungi; Ascomycota; Pichiomycetes; Serinales; Debaryomycetaceae.